UUCGCAACCCCAUCCCAGAAAUUCAAGAGAUUCAAUUGCAGCGCCAAUCUCUAAACCUCAAGAUGGAGUCUCAACCCUCAUCCAAGACACUUCACAACCGCAUCAACACGAACAUCUCCCAACUCCUCCAACGCUUCGAAAAUAUCAUGGCCACAGCUACAACCGAAAGCACAAGCCACACCUCCACCGCCGUCGAAACCUACCAGCUCGACGUCGAGUCCACCGCCUUAGUUCGCGCCGCAGAAGACAUCCUCGCUUUGACACGCGUGAUGAAAGAGACGUGGUUGUUUGGGAAAUUGGAUACGUUAGGGGAGGACGAGGCGGAGGUGAAGCGGCGGGAGGCGCUGGAGAGGGAUGCGGGGGCGAUUCAGCGGGCGAUUGAGGAGGGAGGAGCUUUAAAGGCGAAUGUUGCUAAGCAGGGGUGAGGGAGGUCUGGCUGUGCUGGACGGGGAUUUGAUAUUUGGGCUGGAGUUUAUGGGAUGGGCGUAACUAUGGGGUUCGGUUCCUGGACUGUACAGCAUGGCAUUUACUUUUGGGGCAUUCUGUUGCAUAUGGUUAAGAGCAAUUCACUGACAAA
Molecule: messenger RNA, 577 nt
Organism: Aspergillus saccharolyticus JOP 1030-1
Lineage: Eukaryota; Fungi; Ascomycota; Eurotiomycetes; Eurotiales; Aspergillaceae
Product: RNA polymerase II mediator complex head subunit MED22
Exons: 4
Coding region: 63-425 (120 amino acids)
Biological process (GO): regulation of transcription by RNA polymerase II
Cellular component (GO): mediator complex
Molecular function (GO): transcription coregulator activity
Source: RefSeq, a predicted model, not a curated record